Haplochromis burtoni (Burton's mouthbrooder) is the source of this 2846-nucleotide messenger RNA. It is a transcript of the gene castor2, whose product is annotated as cytosolic arginine sensor for mTORC1 subunit 2. NCBI's taxonomy places the organism in Eukaryota, Metazoa, Chordata, Actinopteri, Cichliformes, Cichlidae. The transcript is spliced from 10 exons. The record is from RefSeq and is a predicted model, not a curated record. Bases 64 to 1050 code for a protein of 328 amino acids. Gene Ontology annotation, biological process: negative regulation of TORC1 signaling; cellular response to L-arginine. Gene Ontology annotation, cellular component: cytosol.
AAGUGUCAACGUUUCCGUUGGAGGUUUGACAGCAGUCCUUCCUCAAAUGAGAAGACGUAAAAGAUGGAGCUUCAUAUUUUAGAGCACAGCUUGAAAGUGGCGAGUAUAGAGAAAGAAGGGAUCCAGAUUUGCACUCACGGAUUAAUAAAACUCGCCUUCCUGGCCUCCAAAACAAGAUGCAAGUUUUUCAGUUUGACAGAGACUCCAGAGGACUAUACCAUCAUCGUCGACGAGGAAGGAUUUAAAGAGCUGCCCCAGUCGGAGCACAUCAGCGUUGCCGAUGCCACGUGGGUGGCCCUUAACGUGGUGUCAGGAGGUAGCAACACAUCCACUUCACAACCCAUAGGAGUCACCAAAAUCGCUAAAUCAGUCAUCGCACCACUGGCCGACCACAACAUUUCUGUUUUCAUGCUGUCGACGUAUCAGACGGACUUCAUCCUGGUUCGAGAGCGAGACCUCCCGAUGGUCAUGCACACUCUGUCUUCCGAAUUCACUUUGUUUCGAGUGGUCAACGGGGAGACUGUUGCUGCUCACAAUCUGGGGGUGACCAAUGGCUUUGUGAAACCAAAACUAGUGCCCCGUCCUAUCAUUCACCCCUUAUCCAGUCCCAGCAACAUGUUCUGUGUGACCAGCCUGGACCCAGACACACUGCCCUCUGUGGCCACUCUGCUCAUGGACGUCAUGUUUUACUCUGGAGGGCAAAAAGAGUCUGGAGCAUCCAGUGAAGACUCAAACCACAUCCGCUUCUUCUCCUUCUCCCUGAUCGAGGGCUACAUCUCUCUGGUCAUGGAUGAACAGACCACACAAAGGUUUCCAAACAAUGUACUUUUUACCAGUGCCUCUGGUGAGCUUUGGAAAAUGGUUCGAAUUGGAGGGCAACCUUUAGGAUUUGAUGAGUGCGGCAUCGUGGCUCAGAUAUCAGAACCGCUGGCGACGGCUGACAUUCCAGCUUACUACAUUAGCACCUUCAAGUUUGACCACGCCCUGGUUCCUGAAGAAAACAUCCAAAGUGUCAUUGGCGCACUGCGGACUGAGAGUGCUGCACAGUGAAGGAAGCUGGAGAAAGCGAUGACGACUACCAUCUCCAAAGUCAUUUUGUUUAAAAGUUUAUCAUGUCCAAAAAGUGCCAAGAGCUUGCUAGCGGACUACUGUGGGUCAACUCUGAAAGGAAGGACGGAGGGAGACAGUGUGUUAGGGAAGCCUUUGUUACUCAAGCAUUUUCUUUACCCCCCCAACUACUCUUUGCCUUCCUUCGUGCCCAAGUCCCCUCCACCUCCACGCUCUGGUAGUUUUUGCGUUAGUUUACCAAACUGUCUCUUUUCUUCUCUAAAGCUGCUUCUUCCCACUCCCUGACCCUCCUGAGCACCCUACUGUAUUAGUUACAUAAUUCCUCUCAUGGAAAGAUGACGAAUGUACUCUCAAAGCAAAAUAAUUAUUAUAUAUAGUUAUCAAAUUCUCCUUUUUUGUUUGCUUUGUUUUUCCACAGGUCAUUUUUCUCAGUGCCAACAUGUAUGAAUGCCUAAACCGAUGCCUUUGUCUAAAAUACUGCACAUGUGCAAUUGAAGGAGACAGCCAGCGUUGGCGCUUGUUUUUGCUUUUUAGUCGUCGUUGAACAUGUUUUUAAUCAUCGAUCUGACUAUUGAAGUCCCCCAGACUUAAAAUCAGUCUGGCAAAACGUGAAGUGAAUCAUUGUUUUUGUGCAUUUAAUAAGUUACAUCCAUGCACACUGUGAGCAAGAUGAUCGACGGGCCAAUCAGGAUCCGUAGAUUUGAUUAUUUUCAGCGAUUUGGCUGAUAGGCGUCAUUUUUGUGAGAGGUUGUUGAUUUCUUAUUUGAUUUUGGAUAGGAUAUAGAAAACAAAGUUCCCAGUUGACGUAUUCUUAAUAACUUCUCCCACAGCGUCACAAUCAGUUCAAAACGUCUCUUAUUUUGAGACAUUCCCACCAGCCUCUUCUGCACACUAUUUGUUACCUGAAAUGGUCAACAUGGUCCUCAUUAGACCUCUGAAACACUAUCACGUGAGCAUUACAACCACUCCCACACUAACCACUAUGUGCCAAAUUUAGGUUCAGUUUGCCACAAAAUUAAAUUUAAGUCUGUACCGUCUUAUGAGGGUUUUAAAUUAGCUCUAAAUUGUUAUUUCUCUUUGUUCAUAUUGUGUCAGUUCUAAUUUAAAACAUAAAAAUUGCACGCUGGAAUCAAUGUGGGUUUCUCUUUUUCUUUUUUUCUUUUUUUUAAUGGAGUGAGGGUCAAAAAGUGUUGAUUAAAAACUCCAUCCAGCCAUUCUCUUCCACUUAUCCUCCUCAUCUUUCAAACUGAGUGAGUAUUAAUCAGUGGACAUGAAGAAACUGAUUUUAAUUGGUUUAGUUUGUAUUAAAAAAAAUAAGAAUACAAAUUUAAAAAUGCAAAAAAUAGCCAUUAAAAAGUGUAAAGCUGGGCAUACACUGUGUGAUUUUUGGCCCAUUUUGAGACUAUUUUUCACUCGUGCGACAGUCUUGGGGAUCGGCCUGAGUUUAGCCUUAAUCGUGUGUCAUACAUUGUGUAGUAUACCUGAGAAGCGAUUAACAUCUUCAUGUUACCAAGCUAAAGGUCACGUCAGAGCAUCCUGACCUAUGAAUUUCUAACCUCUGCGAUUCAGUCGCACAGUUUGAGCGCAAGCUGAAUAACGCGACUGAAAGAAAUCGCACAGUGUAUGCCCAGCUUUAGUAAAAUACUCAGUGCAGAUCUAUAGCAGGCACAUAAAAUUCCAAAUUACCUUUACAAUCUUCCUCGUACCCAGAAAUAUAUCUGAAACUCCAACUGAUAUUGAUUUGAUUGAUGGAUUUAAAAAAAAAAAAAAAAAAAACC